Lycium ferocissimum is the source of this 1134-nucleotide messenger RNA. RefSeq names its product putative cytochrome c biogenesis ccmB-like mitochondrial protein. The transcript has a single exon. Gene Ontology annotation, biological process: cytochrome complex assembly; heme transport. Gene Ontology annotation, molecular function: heme transmembrane transporter activity. The record is from RefSeq and is a predicted model, not a curated record. Lineage: Eukaryota; Viridiplantae; Streptophyta; Magnoliopsida; Solanales; Solanaceae. Gene Ontology annotation, cellular component: membrane. Bases 504 to 1124 code for a protein of 206 amino acids.
GAGCUUCCGUAAGAACUGGAAGACUCUUGUAUGUACGGUAACCCUCUCUUCCGCUACUGGUGGACUGUUGCACAGAAAGGGCGACAGAAGCAACCUUUCUUAGCGCGCUUUUCAAGCGCUUAGCUUCUGCUAGUGGCGGGGCGGCAAGGCCAUGUUGUUCAGUUGGAAGCCUAAGCCAAGAAGGUACGAACGAAGUGACGGGCCCCUUUAGAAGAUAGGGGGCGGCUUUCUUGUGGUAGUAAUUGCGAACAUCUCUCCUCUUCUCUUAGCGUGCACAGUUUGCUUACAUGCCGCCUUAGGCACAUCUCUCUUUCGACGUUUCACGCUGGACUAAUGAUAAUGAAUGAAAGUCAGUCUUUUAGUAAACGUAUAUAAGCAGCUCUUUAGUGUAUAAGCAAUUCUUUAGUGGUCGCACCGAAAGUACGGUGGAGGUUGGUUGAAGAUGAUGUUACGCGGCGUUCAGAACCAGUCUUGAAGUGAAUGAAUUAGAAAGAAGUAAGGAAAUGAGACGACUCUUUCUUGAACUAUAUCAUAAACAGAUCUUCCCCUCCACACCAAUCACGAGUUUUUCUCUAUUCCUCUCGUAUAUCGUCGUAACGCCCUUAAUGCUAGGUUUUGAAAAAGACUUUUCAUGUCAUUCCCAUUUAGGUCCGAUUCGGAUCCCUCCGUUGUUUCCUUUUCCUUCCGCACCUUUUCCUCGAAAUGAGAAAGAAGAUGGUACACUUGAAUUGUAUUAUUUAAGUGCUUAUUGCUUGCCAAAAAUCCUACUUCUACAAUUGGUAGGUCACCGGGUUAUUCAAAUAAGUCGUGUUUUCCGUGGUUUUCCCAUGUUACAACUUCCGUACCAAUUCGGUCGAUCCGGAAUGGAUCGGUUAAACAUUCCAUUAGGUAGCCUGGUCUUGACUCUUCUGUGUGGUAUUCAUUCUCGUUCGGCUCUUGGAAUCACAUCCAGCAGUGGUUGGAACAGCUCGCAAAAUCCAACCACUUCACCUACUUCAUUGCCCCCAACCGUUUCUCGUACCUCUAUUGAAACAGAAUGGUUUCAUGUUCUUUCAUCGAUUGGUUAUUCCUCUCCGUUCGUAUCUCUUUUUCCAAUUUCGGUCUCGAUUAGUUCACAAGAUUGAAUGGCCAAUU